AUGUUUUUCCGUAUUCUCCCCUCUCUCUUCUACUCCUACGUAUCGUCGUUAUCACAACAACAACAAUUAUCACAACAACAACAACAACAACAACAACAAAAGAGUAAUAAUAACUUUCCUUUGCCUCCUCAACUGUGCAUUGCGCUCGUGUUUCUUCUCAUCGACGCUCUGAAAUUUGUUUUCCACGAGAAAACGGGCGAAAUUUGGUCGUUACAGAGAAGAAUAAAAACUUUAAACAACACGAUCGGAAGAGAAGCAGACGAGAAACGAAAAGAGGAGCUGAGGAAGAAAGAGAAAGAGUUGCUGACCAAACGAACGCCGUUGAUGCGAAAACUAAUGAGCUUUGGACACUAUCUCUCGUGGUUAAAGUUUCUCAUCUCCUCAGCCUUCAUAAAGAAUUUCUUCGGUGUGCCUCUCUUCGAGGUGCCGAGAGUUUUAGUCUGGCCAUUGGGAAGAUUUUUAGCGUUUCCUCACGGUAACACCUUUGAGUUUGGCCAAAUAGCGGUCAUUCCGUGGGUGUGUCUCUCCAGCGUGUGUAGCGUACAACUGACGAACGUGUUGUUGGGACCGUUUAUUCUUAUGUGCUGCUCUUCUUCUUUGGUCGUUUUUGGUCGUCGGCGCCGAAGAGAUUUGACUUUGUAG
Molecule: messenger RNA, 642 nt
Organism: Bathycoccus prasinos
Lineage: Eukaryota; Viridiplantae; Chlorophyta; Mamiellophyceae; Mamiellales; Bathycoccaceae
Exons: 1
Coding region: 1-642 (213 amino acids)
Source: RefSeq, a predicted model, not a curated record